Molecule: messenger RNA, 1491 nt
Organism: Daphnia pulicaria
Lineage: Eukaryota; Metazoa; Arthropoda; Branchiopoda; Diplostraca; Daphniidae
Product: F-box-like/WD repeat-containing protein TBL1XR1
Exons: 8
Coding region: 73-1452 (459 amino acids)
Biological process (GO): regulation of transcription by RNA polymerase II
Cellular component (GO): histone deacetylase complex
Molecular function (GO): transcription corepressor activity; protein binding
Source: RefSeq, a predicted model, not a curated record
AGAAAACUAGUGCUGUUAAUAGAAGCGCGCAUUAUGAACAUUGAGUAAAAAAAUUUGUUCGCUUUUACAGAAAUGCCACUAUUCCCAGCUCCACUUCAGUUCAUGGAAACUGACAGGGCAGUGGUGAUAACAACUAAAAAGCAACAACGUUGGAUAUCCCGUUUCCAUCCAACUAAGCCAAUUCUAGCCUGCGGUUCUUGUCAAGUAGUUUUAUUUAAGACAACUAAUGCUUCCUCCCCUUUUUUACAUUGGAGGGAAAAACAAAUGAAAUUUGGCCCAAGUCUAAACAAGCGAAUUACUGCACUUGAAUGGAACUUAAGUGGGACCCAACUGGCUAUCGGAUGCGAAGACGGCGAUGUCAUUGUCUGGAAUUAUCCAAACGUCGAUAUCGUUUUCCAAAUAAAUCGCCAUUUAAAUGGGGUUCAUGAUAUUAAAUGGAAUCCAUUUGAACAUGAUGUUUUGGCUACUAUUCAAAGUGGUCAAACAAGAUUGCUGAUAUGGCAUUCUUACAUAAGGCUUCACUCAAAGUCAAAUCUUUACUGCACAAUUGAGGAAUCAAACAAAGAUUGCAACAGACAAAUCAAAUGGGUUUCUAGCGUUGAAUACAAGAGAAUAACCCUGGUGGAAUGGAUCGCAAAAAACGUCGUAGCUCUCGGUUUUUCCAAUGGCCUUAUCGAGAUUACUGAAAUUGAUGAAUGUGAAUCAGCAAGGAGUCGAGUCAUACAAAAAUUCAAACACAAUGAUGGCAUAACCUCCUUGAUUUGGAAUGAAAGAAUUCAAUAUUUGGCAUCCAGUUCAUAUGACAAAACGAUCAAGGUUUGGUCCAUAAACACGAACAAGCCCAUACACAACCAAAGCUUUGAUUCCUAUUGCUACACAUUGGCUUGGAGGCCGAACGGGAAAAUAGGAGACGGAAUUGAGGAUACUAGGAAAAUGCAAGACAAUUUCAAUUUCGCUUGUGGAUUAAAAGAUGGGUCCAUUGUGAUGUGGAAUCCGUUAGAUAAUUUCGCGGAAAAAAAGAAAUUAAAAAUUGAUGGACAUGUAACUGCACUCUCAUUUUCAGCCCAUGGACAGUUCCUGGCAUCAGCGGAACACAAUCAAUGUAUUAACAUUUGGUCGACCGAGGUAUUAUUUGGUAACCUAUUUUUUGAUUCGAGUUAUCGAUAUCGUGUUAUUGUAGCACUUAAUCAAAAUAAUAUUCCUCUAAUCAACUUUUACUGCAUCCUUAAACAAAAUCAGACCUGGACGCCGGUUUUCAUCGGCAAAUCCAAUUUAAACGCAGUCCUUCAAGGGUUUUCUUGGUUGUCACCGAGCUCCACAACCGAUACUGACUGUAAAUUAGUUGUCAACUCAACCACUAAAAAGAUUCAAGUAAUUGAAUAUAAGAAAGAUGGAUGGCCAAAGUUUUUGCAGCAGACACAGAUCAAUUUACCAAACAAAAAUCGGUUUUAAUAAAUUGCAAUGAAGACUAACGACUGCUCAUAAAACGUA